Sabethes cyaneus is the source of this 2501-nucleotide messenger RNA. Its product is annotated as calpain-B-like. The coding region runs from base 14 to 2473 and encodes 819 amino acids. Gene Ontology annotation, biological process: proteolysis. The record is from RefSeq and is a predicted model, not a curated record. Gene Ontology annotation, cellular component: cytoplasm. The transcript is spliced from 6 exons. Gene Ontology annotation, molecular function: calcium ion binding; calcium-dependent cysteine-type endopeptidase activity. Lineage: Eukaryota; Metazoa; Arthropoda; Insecta; Diptera; Culicidae.
CUAAUCAAUCAUCAUGCCGCUAUCAGUGCGUACAACAAUCGAAUCCUUGGUUAAGGAAUUCAAUGAUAACACCAGUGGUCCGAAACGGUUGCACCAGUCCAGAACGCGCUUUAUGCCCGUUACGUUCGGUCGAGAUGGGCAACCACAAUUCAAAAAAGACCCCCGCAGCGCUGCGGAAGCGCAAGACUUUUACGAGCUACGUGACCGCUGCCGUCGCGGUGGCACCCUCUUCGAAGAUCCCGAGUUUCCCGCCAAUGCUUCAUCGCUGAGCUUCAGCGGUGACUAUCGGUUGAACAUUCGAUGGCUGCGGCCGAAAGAGAUCAGCCAAGGGGCGGUGUUCUUCGAGAACAGCUACUCACGGUUCGACAUAAACCAGGGCGAACUCGGUGACUGUUGGCUGCUGGCGGCUGCCGCCAAUUUAACGCAGAAUCCAAUGCUGUUCUCGCGGAUUGUUCCCGACGAUAACAGUUUUGUGGAGAAUUACGGCGGAAUAUUUCAUUUCCGCUUCUGGAGAUUCGGUCACUGGUGUGACGUUGUGAUCGAUGACCGGUUGCCGACGAUCAAUGGGAGUUUGGUCUAUAUGAGGUCGACGGAGAAGAAUGAGUUUUGGAGUGCGCUGCUGGAAAAAGCUUACGCCAAGCUGUUUGGUUCUUAUGAAGCGUUACGAGGUGGUUCGGCUAGUGAAGCAAUGGAAGAUUUUACCGGAGGUGUUACGGAAACGUUUGAUAUGAAAGAUGUUCCGAAAGAUUUGUUCCAAAUUAUUGAGAAAGGUUUUCGAAACCACGCUAUGUUUGCUUGUAGUUUGGAACCAGAUCCAACUAAGUUUGAAGCCGAAACUCCGCAAGGUUUAAUUAAGGGGCAUGCGUAUUCAAUCACUAUGGCUAAGAUGGUGGAUAUUGAAACUCCUAGAACCAAGGGAAAGAUACCCCUUUUGCGGUUAAGAAAUCCGUGGGGCAAUGCAAAUGAGUGGAAUGGGGCGUGGAGUGAUAAGUCACCAGAAUGGCGGUUUAUUCCGGAGGAAACCAAGAAGGAAAUUGGAUUGAUUUUUGAAGUGGAUGGAGAAUUCUGGAUGUCGUAUCAGGAUUUCGUUAAACAUUUUGACCGAAUUGAGAUCUGUAAUCUUAGUCCGAAUUGCCCGAUCGUUCGUCAACAGGGGGAAUACCCUUGGAAGCAAGCAUCGUUCGAAGGAGAAUGGGCGAUCGGAAGCACAGCCGGAGGCUGUCGAAAUUAUCCGGACACGUUCUGGCACAAUCCUCAGUAUGUGAUUAGUUUAGAAGAUCCGGACAAAGAUGAUGAUGAUGCCAAAGCAACAGCGAUCGUUGCACUGAUGCAGAAGCAUCGGCGUUCGAAACGCAAUAAAGGAAUAGACUGCCUAACGAUAGGGUUCAUAAUAUAUCGAGUAACCGAAGCUGAUCUCGUAAAUAAGCCUCUGCCAAAGGAAUUUUUCCUCCGCAAUGCAUCCGUAGCUAGGUCCACUUUCAUCAAUCUGCGCGAAGUUACCUGCCGAUUCCGACUGGAUCCCGGAACGUACGUGAUAAUACCAUCCACUUUCGACCCGAACGUUGAAGGCGAGUUCCUGAUUCGGGUGUUUUCGGAGUGCCCCAGCUGUAUGAGCGAAAAUGACCAAUGUGUUGGCGUCUGCGAUAUGGACCCUCGGGUUCCAGCCGGUGUUAGUAGCAGUCCAGUAGCAGCAAUCGAUCAGACCCUUCCGGAUCCGACAAAACCCAACCCUCAGCGGGAAGCAAUGGAGCGACUAUUCAUCGACGUAGCCGGAGAAGAUGGUGAAGUGGACUGGAUGGAAUUGAAGAUGGUGCUGGAUCAUUGUUUCCGUGAUGACAUUGCCAUCGCGGCGAAAGGACUUUCCCGAAGCUAUCGGUUCGCUCCGCUGGGCACACACUUGAAAAGUCCCUCCGCUAUUGCCACAGGUGAACCGGUCUGUUGUGGAUUGCUGGCCAUCCUGCAGGAUUGGUACGUCAACAUGGCUGGAGGUGAUAACCGGCCUGAGCAAGCCACUUCCGCGGAUGCGGUGUUUUCAAAGGAAAAAGUUCCGUUGCUUUCCGCGGUCGCCACAAGUGGAGGCUUUUCGAAGGACGCCUGCCGCUCGAUGGUUGCCAUGCUGGACGAAGACGGAUCCGGAAAGUUAGGAUUCGUGGAGUUCCAGAAGCUGCUGACCGAGAUCGCUCGGUGGAAGGCGGUUUUCAAACUGUACGAUCAGAAUCGUACCGGCCGUUUGAAUCCGUUCGAGCUGCGAACGGCACUGCAGUCGGCCGGAUAUCAUCUUAAUAACAAGAUUCUCAACAGCUUAAUGCAUCGAUACGGCUCGAAGGAGGGGGAAAUUUGGUUUGACGAUUUCAUUACCUGCGCGGUGAAAAUUAAAACCAUGAUUGACAUUUUCCGAGCGAAGGACGUCAAUGGCACGAACGUGGCCUCAUUCAAUAUGGACGAAUGGAUCCAUAAAACAAUUUACUCUUAGGUUUUCAUUAUUUUAAAGUGUGUCUUAC